ACACUAUAUACUGUGUGUUCCUGUGGUGCUCACUAUGAUUUCUAUUGGACGGUCUGCUAAAUCUACCUGCCUAAUCAGUGGCCUGUGUAUAACGUCGCAGGAGCAGCAGCCUUCAGUGCUCCUCCACACCAGUACAAUAUGCAGGUGGUCAGGCUCCCUCAAGGCACAGAGAAGAACUUUGCUCCUGUUGGAACAGUGAAUGGAGAGGUGGUGCACGGGGAUCCAGCUUCUGCUUCUGCCGCUCCUCCUCUGAACACCCCCAUGUCAAAAAAGAGAGAUUGUGACAGCCGGCAGAGUGAAGAUCAGCCAUACAUUAAGAAGCCGCCCAAUGCGUUUAUGCUGUUUAGGAAGGAGCAGAGGCCAAAAGUUGUGGCCGAAUUGAACAUCACCGGGAGUGCAAAAGUAAACACUAUCCUUGGACAGAGGUGGAAGUCGCUGUCAAAAAAGGAGCAGGCCAAAUAUUACGAGGAAGCUUACAAGGAGAGGCAGCUCCACGCCAAGCGAUUCCCCGACUGGUCUACCAGGGACAAUUAUGGCAAAAAGAGAAAGAGGAACAGGAGAAAGGCUCCCACCACAGCAGAAGCGUCUGCAUCGAAGCCUGAGGAGGAGGCACAGCAAGCUAAGAAGCUGUGUGUGACACCAGUGGAGAUGGAGCCUUGUACCUCACAGAGAGCCCGGCUGAACUUGCCUCACCCCCGCCACAGGUGUUCGAGAUGUAUUUGAGGGACUUUCCAGGAACAGUGUUUGCCCCAAGGGCGUUAUUUUUUUCCCCACCAGAGAUAGCUGAAGACCCGCCCCUAUCCUGCCUCUGAUUGACCUACCCCGGUACUGCCCUAACCUUAACCAAUCAUCACUGUUCAAACCUAAACCUAACCGACUCAAACAACGAAGGCAACGAAUACUAGCCAAUCAGGGGCAGGGUAGUGGCAGGGGGAAAAAAAUAACACCCACCACUGCACUGUGAAAAAUGUCCAUCCGCUUAGUCAGCGUUGGAGAACAGGGGACACUUACGACGAAGCAGUUUGAACUCCUCUGUUCCUCCCCUCUCCCACGUUUCCCCCCUCUCUACCCCUUCAAGAAUAGCUCUGCCACAAUAAGUUCAUAUAUUCAUAUAUACAAAAGAUGGAUAAAUACCUGACAUUUCUAGCUUUUUUUUUUAAACAGCAGUUAGAAUUUUCCUCUAAUUUAUCAGAAACAGACUUUGAUAUUUAUAGAGAUAUAUAUCUCUAUAUAUCUAUAUAUAUAUAUAUCCACAUUGGUUUAAAUUAUUUGAAAAAAAUUAAAGAGCAGAACAGUGUCUGAAAUUUUAGAGAUAACCUAAGCUAAUGUUGUGUGUAUGAUCCUCUUAGUGAAGUUUGGGGCCAAUUAGGAUCCCUCAACUCGAAAUUUCUAAUAAUAAAAAAAUGUGUUUAGUUGCAAUUUUGAAUCAUGAAGCUAGUAAUUGUUCUAAAAUGAGAUUUUCAAACACAUCCAUAUACAUUUAGCUAAAGUGUAAAGGUUAAAUUUAAAUUCAGUAUUUUUUUUAAUUUAAAUUGAAUAAACUGACAGUUAUUGGAAUAUACGUAAUCACAUAUUCAUACAGAUCAGUGUUUUUUCCAACCUUUUCUACUUGUGACCCGUUGUCACAGUGUGCAUUUCUGUGAGUUUUAAAUUCAAUCAAAGAGUGAUGAGUGAUUUUCUGGAAUUAUAUCACACACGUGCACACACAAAAAAGCAAAGAUUAGAGAAAUGUUUAAAAAUUAGACAUAGUUUUGUCUGGCAGAGCUUCUUUUAUCUUUUUUCAUUCUCUGCUAAUCUUCUUGUUAUACUGUAUAUUCCCUAUAUAGGCCUACUCCUGUAUCUCCUUCAAGAAACGUCUUAAGACCUACUUUACUCUUGCUUUUACAUUGUUUGUUGCCUUGCAUAUUUC
Molecule: messenger RNA, 1909 nt
Organism: Xiphias gladius (swordfish)
Lineage: Eukaryota; Metazoa; Chordata; Actinopteri; Istiophoriformes; Xiphiidae
Product: transcription factor 7-like 1
Exons: 8
Coding region: 139-723 (194 amino acids)
Biological process (GO): canonical Wnt signaling pathway; regulation of transcription by RNA polymerase II
Cellular component (GO): beta-catenin-TCF complex; catenin-TCF7L2 complex
Molecular function (GO): DNA-binding transcription factor activity, RNA polymerase II-specific; RNA polymerase II cis-regulatory region sequence-specific DNA binding
Source: RefSeq, a predicted model, not a curated record